Messenger RNA from Arachis stenosperma, 585 nucleotides. RefSeq names its product protein MNN4-like. The record is from RefSeq and is a predicted model, not a curated record. NCBI's taxonomy places the organism in Eukaryota, Viridiplantae, Streptophyta, Magnoliopsida, Fabales, Fabaceae. Bases 1 to 585 code for a protein of 194 amino acids. The transcript is spliced from 2 exons.
AUGGGGCAAAAUGAAGAAAACCAAGAAGAUCAGCAGCAGGAACAACCUCAAUAUGUGCAUAACCAAAGCUCCGGCCAAAAUGAAAUCUAUGCCACAAACAUCACAAGACACUCAAAGGAUCUCCAACUUGGAGACAUUGAUAGAAAAGAUGAUGAAGCACCAAGAGACAAUGAUGGAGAAACUCAUGAAAAAUCAAGAGAUGGCAAGACAAGAUCAAGAAGCAGCACGGAAGGAUCAAGCCAUAACAAUCAAAACCAAGAAGCUGCAAUCAGAAAUCUUGAGAGGCAUAUGGAACAAAUGGCUAAACAAAACACAGAGAUGGGUGAGAAGCAAUCAAAUGCAUCCCCUAGUACCACUUCAGACCACCCAAGGGACAAAGGAAAAGCUACAAAGUGGGAGGAGUGCAAAGCAAUUAUGGUGGGAAGUGAGAAGGAAGCCAUCAAUCAGGAAGAACACAACAGAAAAGUUCCACGAGAAGAGACAGAAGAAAAAAGUGAAGAGGAGAGAAAGACCAAGAAUGCAAAAAGCUCAAAGAAAGAUGAGGACAUCCUUGAAACACAGCUACAGGAGAAGAAGGAAGGGUGA